Messenger RNA from Brachypodium distachyon (stiff brome), 675 nucleotides. RefSeq names its product NADH dehydrogenase [ubiquinone] 1 beta subcomplex subunit 2. Lineage: Eukaryota; Viridiplantae; Streptophyta; Magnoliopsida; Poales; Poaceae. Gene Ontology annotation, cellular component: mitochondrial inner membrane. The record is from RefSeq and is a predicted model, not a curated record. Bases 126 to 377 code for a protein of 83 amino acids. The transcript is spliced from 4 exons.
AAAGUGAGCCAGAAAUCAGAUCCAUCCCCAACGACUCGCCGGCCACCACCAUCACAGGCGCAGACCACCCGACGAGGCGAGACCAAACCCGACCGGGAGGAAGAGGAGGAAGAGCGGCGGCAGCGAUGGCCGGCGGCGGCGCGCACGGAGGCACCACCUACAAGGGCUACACCAUCCCCCACAACAAGCGCUGGCACACCGUCGCCGGCAAGGGCCUCUGCGCCGUCAUGUGGUUUUGGAUUUUCUACAGGGCUAAGCAGGACGGUGCUGUGCUCUUGGGUAUGCGUCAUCCUUGGGAUGGGCACGAUGAUCACUCUCAUGGUCAUGGACAUGCACAUGAGCACGAGGCCUCAUCAUCGUCGUCGCCAUCUCACUAAGUGUUGAACUGCACCAGGCGGGCUGCGGAGACUUGCUGCUUUUUAACGUGUUGGAACCGAAAGUCUCUGUUAAUAAGCGUAAUGCAAAAUUCUUGUUGUGUUUGAUAAAAAAAACUGUUUGCGGCAGACUGGUGGGUGUAAUUUCGGUUUCAAGCUAGGCUGGCAACCCGGGACGACCAGCCUGUGUAUGUUUUGUUCCGUUGAUGGUGACGAUUACAGUUUUUUGUUAUCCAUUCAUCACCCUUCUGUUAAUUUACACAUUACAAAACUAUGAGAACACAUGUUUGGUGCCGUAUCC